Molecule: messenger RNA, 1455 nt
Organism: Microthlaspi erraticum
Lineage: Eukaryota; Viridiplantae; Streptophyta; Magnoliopsida; Brassicales; Brassicaceae
Source: the annotation of a GenBank genome assembly
AUGAACAGAGAAGUCUCUGAGCGGCUUCAUGUUUAUUUCUUCCCUUUCAUGGCUCAUGGCCACAUGAUUCCAAUUCUAGACAUGGCCAAGCUUUUCUCAAGCAGAGGAGCCAAAUCAACCAUCAUCACAACUCCAAACAACUCCAAGAUUUUGGAGAAACCAAUUGAAGCAUUCAACAAUCAUAACCCUGAUGUCGAAAUCGGAAUCAAGAUCUUCGACUUCCCUUGUGUAGAGCUUGGAUUGCCUGAAGGGUGCGAGAAUGUUGACUUCAUCAACACGUACCAAAAGCCUGAUUCAGGUGACUUGUUCUUAAAGCUUCUUUUCUCUACCAAGUAUAUGAAACAGCAGUUGGAGAGUUUCAUUGAAACAACCAAACCAAGCUGUCUUGUGGCCGAUAUGUUCUUCCCUUGGGCGACAGAAUCAACUAAGAAGUUUGGUGUCCCAAGACUUGUGUUCCACGGAACGUCAUUCUUUUCCUUGUGUUGUUCUUAUAACAUGAGAACUCAUAAGCCACACAAGAAAGUCGCAACGACUUCUACUCCUUUCGUAAUCACUGGUCUCCCGGGGGACAUAGUUAUCACAGCAGAGCAAGCCAAUGUUGCCGACGAAGAAACUCCAAUGGGAAAGUUUAUGAAAGAAGUCAGGGAAUCAGAGUCAACUAGCUUUGGUGUUUUGGUGAAUAGCUUUUACGAGCUAGAAUCGACGUAUGCUGAUUUUUACCGUAGUGUUGUUGCUAAAAGAGCUUGGCAUAUCGGUCCGCUUUCUCUAUGCAACAGAGAGUUUGCUGAGAAAGCUGGAAGAGGGAAAACGGGGAGUAUCGAUGAGCAAGAUUGCCUCAAAUGGCUAGACUCUAAGACACCUGGUUCAGUAGUUUACUUAUCUUUUGGAAGCGGGGCUAGCUUCACCAACAAGCAGCUGUUAGAGAUAGCUUUUGGUCUUGAAGGCUCUGGACAAAACUUCAUAUGGGUGGUUGGGAAAACUGAAAAACAAGGUGAAAAAGAAGAGUGGUUGCCUGAAGGGUAUGAGGAGAGGACGAAAGACCAAGGGCUGAUCAUACGCGGAUGGGCUCCACAGGUGCUGAUACUUGACCACAAAGCGGUUGGUGGAUUUGUGACGCAUUGUGGAUGGAACUCGGCUUUGGAGGGUAUUGCUGCGGGGCUGCCUAUGGUGACUUGGCCGAUGGGUGCGGAACAGUUUUACAACGACAAGUUAUUGACAAAGGUGUUGAAAACAGGAGUUAACGUAGGAGCCACGGAAUUGGUGAAAAAGGGAAAGUUGGUUAGUAGAGAGGAAGUGGAGAAGACAGUGAAGGAAGUGAUAGUUGGGGAAGAGGCAGAGGAAAGGAGAAAACGGGCUAAGAAGCUAGGCGAGAUGGCUAAAGCCGCUGUGGAGGAAGGAGGGUCUUCUUAUAAUGAUUUGAAGAGGUUCAUGGAGGAGCUGAAUGGUAGAAUAUAG